UUAGGCGACUGCAAUUAUGUUUCGGAAACCGAAUCGAAACCUGCGGGUCCGGAGAGCGUCCUCCAGCGAGAAUGAGAACGAGGAGGACCAUGGGAAAGUGGAGCGGCCGAAGAGAGCGGGCGGCCGGGGGCUGACGUGUGCGACGAAGAAGAGGGCGGAGGCGGCGGCGGCCAGCGAUGAGCGGCAGUCAGAGGGAGAGGAGGAUGCGGCCAGUGCUGAUCCGUCCUCCCGGACUGCAGGCCUCCACAGCGCUCUCAGCUUCAGCGCGGAAAAGGAAGGUGAAGAUGGUCACUUUAAGAUCAAGAAGCCGACAGUAAAUGCCGUCAUAUUCAAAGUACAGAAGAAGACAGAAAAUGCUGAGCAAGAUACCAAGCCUCAGGAAAAAGGACCGGAUGUCAGUUCAGAGUCCGAAGAGAGCGAGCGCGGAAAGGUGGAUGUUCCCGAGAAGGAAGAGUAUUCCAGUCCUGCGGGCAGCAGUCCAACGUCUUCUCCGCCAUCGGCAGGUCACCUGCGACAUGAUGACAUCCCGGACGCUAAGCAGAUCCGAGCGGCUCGCACACGGAGGAAAUUGGCCCGCACUCAGGGAGAUUACAUAUCACUAGAUGCCUCUCACGAACGGUCAGAUUCCAGCCAAUCGGAAAGCGACGAUGAGCUUGACGAUCAUGAGAAGAGGAUUCAAUUCGCCCCAGGGAUGAAAAACAUAAAAGAGCAGAUGGCUGAGGAAAUUGCCUCCAGUAGCGGGUCAGACGGUGGUGAUGAAGAAGAAAUGGACGACAUUCAGGACAAGUGGGAGGAGCUUCAGAUAAGAAAGGCGAUCAAGUGUCCUCAGACUAUGGACAACGACUUGUUACACGGACACAGACCCACUCGUAAAAAAAAAUUUGUUGCACCAAAGUUUUCUUCACCACCAGUGACUGUGGAAGAUAUUCGAAAAAGGUUGACGGCAAGAAUAGCCUCCAUUGAUGAGGUGCACAGAGCACACAUCUUAGACAGUGAAAGAUACACCCGUGAUCUUGAAAAUGCCAGGAACACGCUGCAGAAGCUCGAGACAUCAUCGAGUGAAAAAAGCUACAAAUUCUUCAAGUCGAUGAAGGUUUACGUGGAGAACUUUGUCGACUGUCUGAAUGAGAAGAUUCAGGAGAUUUAUCAGCUGGAGUCUGAGAUGUCCCAGAUCUUGGAGGGUCACAGCAGAUCGCUGCUGAAGCGCAGACAGGAUGACCUCCAGCGUGAAUCUGCUGCGAUCCAGAAACUUGCUGGAACUGGAAAUGAUGUGGUGGCAGAUGAGGAAACGAAGAGCCACCUGCAGGACAUGGAGCUGCGAAGGGAGAGAAGGCGACAGAAACGUGAGGAUUCUGGCCAAAUAGAUCACCACGAAGGGAUGUCUAGUGACGACGAGCUGUCUCUCGACCAAGAACGUGAAUACAAGCAAGAUCAAGAGGACGUCCUGCUCCUGUGUAAACCCAUCUUUGACGACGUCCAUGAGGAUUUCUGCCAGACUAAGAACAUCCUGUCCAAGUUUCACGAGUGGAGGGAGCAGUUCCCGGAGACGUAUUACGAUGCUUACAUCAGCUUAUGUAUUCCCAAACUGCUAGGCCCUCUGGUCCGGAAGCAGUUAAUAGGCUGGAAUCCUCUGCAGGACGCCACUGAGCUUGAGCACAUGUCAUGGUACUGUGACCUGGAUGAUUUCUGCUAUAGCAAGCAUGACCGUGAGGACAACAUGGAGGACAACCCAAAUCAUAAAGUGCUGAGCGCUGUCAUUGAGAAGACUGUGAUUCCCAUAGUUUCAGGACUUGUUGAACGUGUUUGGGAUCCUAUGUCAUCUGCUCAGACCCGCAGACUGGUGGAUUUCUGCAAAACGCAUGUACUGGGAGAUGAGAAAAGCAAACCUGUGCAGGGUCUUCUCAGUUGUCUGAUUUCAAGAUUAAAGAAAGCUAUAGAAGAAGACGUAUUCAUCCCUCUCUACGCUAAGAGAUUAUUACAGGACAGGACUUCUCCACAUUCUAGAUUUCAGGAGAGGCAGUUCUGGUCGGCUGUAAAAUUGUUUGGGAAUAUUCUACUAUGGGACGGUUUUCUUCAGGAAGAAAUAUUGCAAGAGCUCGGCCUGGACAAGCUGCUGAACCGUUACCUCCUCCUAGUCCUUCUCAAUGCGGAGCCAGACUCUGAGCUGGUGGACAAAUGUCACAAGAUAGUCGAGUAUCUUCCCCAGAGCUGGUUUAGGGGCCUCAGCAGUGGCGAAACGUUGACACGACUGGGAAAUUUCAGCAAGCACUUGGUAAACUUCGUCCACGCUCUGCACAAGCUGAAUGACAGGAAAAGCAUGGAGGUUCUUGUGUCUCUGCUGCUGAAGAUAAAAGCUGAGAAUCUGGCAGAAGAUGUUGUUGCACAGUACAGUAUCGCCGUAUGACCUGCCGAACAGAGCCGCCCAGCUGUGUCUGUACAUCAGCCAUCGGACACAUUGUCCUCACCUAAGACUGCAUUUGGAGUCAUACAAAUGAACAAACCAACUGAUCUGUUUUUUAACCAAAAACUUCAACACCCACGUGAACUGGGCCUUAAGGGGUUAUCUGAGAUGCAUAAAAUUUCAGACAGUAGCAGUAAAUAUCAUAAAAUAUCAACACGAGGUCCUACUUUCCCUGCCAGUGUUUUGUUCUGGCUGCAGCAGUGACAUCCAGUACAACUGUCCUUUCCUCCGCACCGCAAAAUAGUGCAUGCACUGCUUUUUUUUUGCGGUGUGCACCGUCUGAUGCAGA
This is a messenger RNA of Bufo gargarizans (Asiatic toad), 2750 nucleotides long. Its product is annotated as intron Large complex component GCFC2-like. The record is from RefSeq and is a predicted model, not a curated record. Gene Ontology annotation, molecular function: DNA binding. Bases 17 to 2404 code for a protein of 795 amino acids. Lineage: Eukaryota; Metazoa; Chordata; Amphibia; Anura; Bufonidae. Gene Ontology annotation, biological process: mRNA splicing, via spliceosome. The transcript is spliced from 18 exons. Gene Ontology annotation, cellular component: nucleus.